Penicillium cataractarum is the source of this 858-nucleotide messenger RNA. RefSeq names its product RTA1 domain-containing protein. Bases 1 to 858 code for a protein of 285 amino acids. The record is from RefSeq and is a predicted model, not a curated record. Gene Ontology annotation, cellular component: plasma membrane; fungal-type vacuole. The transcript is spliced from 3 exons. NCBI's taxonomy places the organism in Eukaryota, Fungi, Ascomycota, Eurotiomycetes, Eurotiales, Aspergillaceae.
AUGUCGAACGACACACAAGCUUAUGUUCCAUGCACGUUACAAACAUGCCUAAUGUCCGAUGCCAUGAUUCACUAUCGACCGAAUGUGGGUGCAAAUACCUUUUUCCUGGCAGUAUUUGCAAUUCUACUUGUUGCCCAGAUUAUUUUGAGCAGUCGCUAUAAGACCUGGAGCUAUCUUGUGGGUAUGGGCGGAGGCCUUGUGCUUGAAAUAACUGGUUACGCGGGUCGACUUCAACUACACGCUGACCCAUUCUCGUUUAACAACUUUGUACAAUACCUCGUCUGUUUGACAAUUGCCCCGGCCUUUAUCAGCGCUGUGAUUUACCUUUGUUUCUAUCGGAUUAUCAAUAUCUAUGAUUCUUCGCUCUCGAGAAUCAAACCCAAAGCAUUCGCAGUUAUUUUCAUCACAAGUGACAUUUUGUGUCUGGUUCUCCAGGCUGCAGGAGGAGCAAUCACGGCGACUACGGGUGGAACAAGUCAACAAGCAAAAUCUAUGCAGGAUACCGGUGUCAACAUUAUGAUUGCUGGUCUGGCUCUUCAAGUUGUUUCACUUUUGGUUUUCCUUGGGUGUGCACUGGACUAUACGUGGCGUGUUAGCCGUAACGGCCUUUUCCCAACUUCGCCUGCGAUGCAAGGUAAGCGCUGGAAAUGGUUUUUGAUCAGCCUGUUAGUUGCGACUAUCGCGAUAUUUAUUCGCUCCGUGUUCCGAGUUGCGGAGCUUCGGGAUGGGUUCCAAAGCAAGCUGGCUGGUAAUGAGGUUGCCUUCAUGAUCCUCGAAGGAGCGAUGAUCCUUAUCACGACAAUGUGUUUGACUGUGUUCCACCCGGGUUACUGUCUUGGUGUUUCAUGGAAAGCAUAA